This is a messenger RNA of Aegilops tauschii subsp. strangulata, 3425 nucleotides long. RefSeq names its product homeobox-leucine zipper protein ROC8. Gene Ontology annotation, molecular function: DNA binding; DNA-binding transcription factor activity, RNA polymerase II-specific; lipid binding. Gene Ontology annotation, biological process: regulation of DNA-templated transcription. The record is from RefSeq and is a predicted model, not a curated record. Lineage: Eukaryota; Viridiplantae; Streptophyta; Magnoliopsida; Poales; Poaceae.
CUAUCUAGAGUGCGGAGAGAGAAAGCGAGGAGGGGGGAGUGGUCAUGGCCCCGACGAUCGAGCGCCGUGUUUAAAAUCGCCGGCCCUUAAUUCCGCCCGCACCGGUUACUACUAGUACCACCACCACCCCGCCCGCUGCUGGCGCCGUGGAGCGGAGAGCGCGAGAAGGAUAGGGACGAAGGGAGUGAGGGAGGGAGGAGGGAGAGGAGCGUCCAGCCAGCAGCGGCGGAGGAGCUAGCUGGUCCAAUCGGCCGUUUCAACCCGGUGCAAAAAUCGGCAUACGGGAACAAAGAUCGCGGGGGUGGCAUCCGGGUGGCGAAGCAACGCCAGCGGAUAUCGCUCGCGGCUCGCCCUCUCGCGUGCUCAUCCUCGAGGCCCGGCGCUGCUGCCGUUACCUCUCCGGCGCGUAUAAAUAGGCCCGGGGGCGAGCCCGGAGAGGCCACGCAGCGCAGAGUGCCAAGGUCUCUCUCCCCCUCCUUCCUCCUCCUGCUCAUCCUCCGGUCCUCUCCUCCUAGCCGGCGAGCGAGCGAGAACCAUGGACUUCGGGGAUGACCAGGAGGGGGGAUCCGAGAGCAACCAGCACCAGCACCACCAGCAGCAGAACCAGAACCAGCGGCGCAAGCGCUACCAUCGCCACACGCCGCGCCAGAUUCAGACGCUCGAGGCGAUGUUCAAGGAGUGCCCCCACCCCGACGAGGCGCAGCGCGCCAAUCUCAGCCGCGAGCUCGGCCUCGAGGCCCGCCAGAUCAAGUUCUGGUUCCAGAACCGGCGCACGCAGAUGAAGGCACAGCACGAACGGCAGGACAACUGUUUCCUGCGGCAGGAGAACGACAAGAUCCGGUGCGAGAACAUCGCCAUGCGGGAGGCGCUGAAGAAUGUCAUCUGCCCCACCUGCGGCGGCCCGCCCAUCGCGGAAGACUACUUCGACGAGCAGAAGCUCCGGAUGGAGAACGCGCGCCUCAAGCAGGAGCUCGACAGCGUCGCCGGCCUCACCGCCAAGUACCUCGGCCGCCCCUUCACGCAGCUGCCGCAGGGGACGCCGCAGAUGAACGUCUCCUCGCUCGACCUCUCCAUGGGCGGGGUGCCAAUGGGCGGCGUGCCGAUGGGCGGAGGGCACCACCAGCAGUUCGGCGGCGGCCUGUCGCUGGACCUCGACCUCCUCAGCGGGGCUGGCCUGGGCAUGCCGUUGUCGGACAUGCCGACCAUGCAUCUGCCGGCGCCCGUGACUGAAAAGGAGCGCCCCUUGUUGGCCAAGAUGGCCACGCGGGCCAUGGACGAGUUGAUCCGGCUCACCCAGCAGGGCGACAACGUCUGGGUCAAGAUCCCCGGCGGCGACGGCCGGGAGACCAUCGACGUCCAGGCGUACGACUCCAUCUACUCCAAGCCCGGCAGCAGCAACUUCCGCGCCGGAGACAUCCGCGUCGAGGGCUCCCGGGACUCGGCAAUCGUGUGCAUGAGCCCCGUCAACCUCGUCGAAGUGUUCAUGGACCCGAGCAAGUUCAUGGAGUUCUUCCCAAGCAUCGUGUCCCACGCGCGGAUCACUGACCCCCUCGUCAAUGGCCUGAACGGGAGGAACGAGUCCCUCGUCAUGAUGUACGAGCAGCUCCAGUUCAUGACGCCGGCCGUCCCGACCCGCGAGUUCAGCUUCCUCCGCUACUGCCGGCAGAUCGACCAGGGCAUGUGGGCCAUCGCCGACGUCUCCGCGGACAUGCAGCGCGAGGCCCACUACGGCGCGCCGCCGCCGCGCUCCCGCCGCCUCCCGUCCGGCUGCCUCAUCGCCGACAUGACCAAUGGCUACUCCAAGGUGACCUGGGUCGAACACAUGGAGAUCGAGGACAAGAGCCCGAUCGGCCCCCUGUACCGCGACAUCGUGCAGAGCGGCGCCGCCUUCGGGGCGCACCGCUGGGUCGCCGCGCUGCACCGCGCCUGCGAGCGCUACGCUUCCUCACUCGAGGUGCCCGGCGUGAUGCACGGCGAGACCACCGGAGUGACGGCCGAAGGGAGACGCAGCAUGAUGGCGCUGUCGCAGCGCAUGGUGAGCAGCUUCUGCGGGGGCAUGACGGCGUCGCCGCAGCACCAGUGGACGACCAUGCCCGGCGCCGCCGGCAACGAGGUGUGCGUGCGCGUGUCCAUGAACCAGGGCGCCCAGCCGGGGCAUCCCAACGGCGUGGUGCUCGGCGCCGCCACCUCCGUCUGGCUCCCCGUCCCCGCCGACCACGUCUUCGGCUUCCUCCGCGACGAGAACACGCGCACCCAGUGGGACGUCCUGUGCAAGGAGAAUUCGGUGCAGCCGGUGUCGCGCAUCCCCAACGGCCCCAAUCCCGGGAACUGCAUCACCCUGCUGCGGGCCCUGAGCCCGAGCCAGGCUCCCCAAGGUGGCCAGGCCACCAUGCUGGUGCUGCAGGAGAGCUGCACGGACACGUCGGGGUGCUCCAUGGUGGUUCACUCGCCCAUCGACAUCCCGGCGGCCAACAUGAUGAUGAGCGGCGCCGACCCGUCGGGCAUCCCGCUGCUGCCCUCGGGGUUCGCCAUCUGGCCCGCGGGCGUGGGCGGCGGCGCGUCCACCAGCGCCGCCGCCACCCCGAUGGCGGCCGGGUGCAUCGUCAGCGUCGCCUUCCAGAUCCUCAUCAGCAGCCUGCCGUCGUCCAAGCUCAACGCCGAGUCCAUCGCCACCGUCAACAACCUCGUCAGCACCACCGUCCAGAACAUCAAGGCCGCCCUCAACUGCGUCUAGCCGCCAUGGGCGUCCAUCCACCAUCCAUCCGAGCUAAGCUAGAGUGUUCGUCUAGUGCUUCUGACGAGGGAGAGAGAGAGAGAGAGCAGUUGGUUGGUGCGUUGAAUGCUCGCAUUCAUGCGUUCCACCUGCUGUUGCUGCGGCAUCUCAAGCCGACGCAACUCUCUCUCUCUCUCUCUCUUUCUCCUUCCGUCCGUCCGUCCAUCCAUCCAAUCCAUCCAUGCGUCCACCAUCACACCAUCCCAUUGCAUGUUUAGGCUUCGUUCGUUCGUCAGUCUUCGUUUUGGAUUUCCAUUAGCGUAAUUUUACAGGAUAUUUCCCACCUUAAACUAGUUGAUGCAUGCAUAUGCGUCGUCAGGUCAGUCAGUCAGUGAGUGAGUCAGUCAGAGUCAGAGAGAUCAGCAAUCAGAAAGAGAGAUAUGAUAGGCGCCUUUGACAGUGAGAGAGUCAAGAACGAACCAUUGCUGCUUGUCCCUUUCUUCCUCCUCGUGCCGCCGCAGCACCGCCACCAUUGUCCCAUUUUUCCUCCUAUGUGUUGGUGCUGUGCGUGUGUGUGCGGCAGAGAAUAGGGGAGGGGGUAGGGGGUGAAAUGCAUGGUUCGGGUAUUGACUUGGCUCCAUCAAUGUACAGCCUUGAAUGAACAUUCAUUUCGGUUAUAAAUGGAAAAGAAAGAGAUCUGGUUAAAGUUUUA